CAGUCGGGCCCGGUGUCGGUUCUUCCACGUCAGGGGGGAUUUACGCGGACGAGCGGACGGAGAUUCCUGAUGGAUCCGAAGCGCAGAGAGCUGUAAGUUGGAGGCGGAAAACUGGAAAACUUCCCACCAGGUGCAUAUUUAGUGUUUUGAUGAGCGUGCUGCGGUGGAGAGGAUCACCCCGGGCAUCUGCUGCUGCUGCCGGUCGCCGCUGCGCACCGUGACGCGCCGGGUAGCGCGGCGAGGAGCCCCGGCAGCUUCACCCGGAGAGUCCGGAGAGGCAAACAAAAACCUCAGCGCUACUUAAAAUCUCCUCCGCACUGGAUUUGUCAGUUCAGGCUCGCGUGUGGUUUCAUAUCCCGGAGAUGCCACCUGUCUCUCGCCUCCGUCCUCCCCUGGAUCGGAUUGGGAUGGAUGUGGCGUCGUGAGGAGGCACCAGCCUGCGGAUAAUCACAGUUUGGACUUUUUGGCUCCCGGUGCGGCUCGCGGCUCUCCCUCAUGCAGCUCCUCCGGCUGGCCUGGGCUCUGACUGCCGCUGCGGUCUGCUUCCUGCUCCUCCUGAUCCUCCACAGCCAGAUCCUGAGAGAAGGUCAGCUGGCGGCAGGGACCUGUGAGAUCGUCACUCUGGACCGGGACAGCAGCCAGCCGAGGAGGACCAUCGCCCGGCAGACGGCCCGCUGCGCCUGCAGGAAGGGACAGAUCGCCGGGACAACACGAGCCAGACCGGCCUGCGUUGAUGUUCGUAUUGUCAGGAGUCGACAGUGGUGUGAGAUGACUCCUUGUCUGGACGAUGAAGGUUGUAAUCUCCUGGUCAAUCAGUCGGGCUGGACCUGCACGCAACCAGGAGGCCGAGUCAAGACCACCACGGUCUCCUGACAGCGGCGGCAAGGACAUACGCUCCCCAGAGAAAGAAUGGUUCCCAUCGUCCAUCACCCAUCAUCGCUGAGCGGAGCAUCUGCUGCCGCCACAGCUGCUGGCGACCAAUCAUUGGCCUCUAUCAAGGCGUCGACGCUCGUUACUUCAUUCCUGGGUGAACUGUGGAAACUGCCGCCUAAAAUUCUUUCUGGGAAGAAAGCCACUCAGUUUAUUUUCCAGGAGAUUUGAAUAGUGGAGUGUGACGAGCUGCUGGAUUGAUUUCUUUUGUUUGGCACCGAACUCUGUUUCGUUUUUACAGACCAAAGAUGAACAGAGCCAACGAUGAGACGUUUAAAGGGGGUGGAGACUUUCAGAACUCCCCCACAACAGCAUAUUCAUGUAAAGAAAUGAACACAUUGUGAUAUAUAAGCGACUUAACUGAGCAAAGUAAUUAUUGUAUACGAGUUGACAAAACAAGAAUCUGUAUGGGGAGAAGCUGUUGAUGUUUCUGUUGGCACAGUCCAGCUGUUCUUGUGCUGAACAUCAGGCUGGUGGAGAAUGUAAAAAAAAAAAAAAAAAAAUCACAUCAGGCAUUUUUCUUACAGCAACGUGAAACUUUGUGCACUUUUAACAGGCACCUGAAGACAUAUUUUAAAGUUCUGUACUGUUAAUGUAUAUGUACAUUAACGGUACAUAUACAGAUUAAACCCCGAUACUAAUGAAACCCAGACAUGUAAUGUAAAAAUACAUUUCA
Toxotes jaculatrix (banded archerfish) is the source of this 1606-nucleotide messenger RNA. RefSeq names its product chemokine-like protein TAFA-5. NCBI's taxonomy places the organism in Eukaryota, Metazoa, Chordata, Actinopteri, Toxotidae. Gene Ontology annotation, molecular function: G protein-coupled receptor binding; receptor ligand activity. The coding region runs from base 496 to 873 and encodes 125 amino acids. The record is from RefSeq and is a predicted model, not a curated record. The transcript is spliced from 4 exons. Gene Ontology annotation, biological process: G protein-coupled receptor signaling pathway.